Molecule: messenger RNA, 2105 nt
Organism: Hippocampus zosterae (dwarf seahorse)
Lineage: Eukaryota; Metazoa; Chordata; Actinopteri; Syngnathiformes; Syngnathidae
Gene: med18
Product: mediator of RNA polymerase II transcription, subunit 18 homolog (yeast)
Exons: 2
Coding region: 1128-1757 (209 amino acids)
Biological process (GO): termination of RNA polymerase II transcription; regulation of transcription by RNA polymerase II
Cellular component (GO): core mediator complex; mediator complex
Molecular function (GO): transcription coregulator activity
Source: RefSeq, a predicted model, not a curated record
GCGCGUUUCUUGACUUGUUCCACUAGGUGGCGGCAGUUUGUCAAAGAGUUGCACAAAAUGAAGGGGGAAAAUAUCAAAUGCAGAGGUGGUAAGUUAUUAAGUAAAGAAAUGGGCUAAGUCAGGAAAGUGGAAGGCACUUUUGCAAAAUAAAACGAGAUUACGAUUAAAAAAACGUUGUACUACACACUUUAUUGUUGAAAUAAUCAGCUGCACUCAACAAGCUGAAUCGAGUAGAGAAAAUAGCGAUUGCUGCGAAAAGUGCUACAACAUAAACUGACAUCCAAGGAAUAACCUGGCAACAAGAGGAACGUUGAAAGAAUAUAAAAAGAAAUAGAAACUCGAUCCCGAAAUCAGAUAGAAUGCUGUGAACCUCAUUGCAAAUUCGAAUAUUAUAUUUUUAAAUACUAAAAAUAAACAAUUAUUAACAUACACGAUGACUAGUCAAUGUAGUUAAAAUGCUAUAUCUGAGUAUUUAGUACAGUAAUUAGUAAUUAUACAAUACAGUAAGCAAUAAAAAAACGUAGCGAUGUACUCCUUACCACUAGUUGGCGGUGUUUGCCAAUCGUCAAAUAAGAAGAAGAAGAGCACAGCAAAAGUAGGAGCGGGAGCGAAGAAACACAAGUUGGUCAACUGUCUUGUGUGGCGUCCCAGACAAAUGCGUUGUUUCGCUCGUGGCGUAAUGAAGCGAGUUUUAACCACGGUUCCGACAAUUUAACUAGCGGCUAGUUAGCUUGCUAGCUUACACCGCUACACAUCGUGAACAGAGCCGUGUUUUCCUUCUCUAGCUCCGUUAAUGUGUUUCUGGUGCCUCCAUGUUGUGAUUAACAAGUCGCUACUUAUGUACCUUUGAUUAACAAACGUAACUUGUAUUAGUUAACUCAUAAACACACUGACAUUCCUUGGUAGCUAGCACUGCUGUUUAGGCGUUAUAUUAGACGACCGCGAGGCCUCUUGGCUCCUCGGUGUUUCCUGCUGAGGCUGUCUUUGCCUGUGAACCUACGGCUGCUGGAACUUCUGGAAAUCAAAGGUGACCCAUCGGUGUUUAUUUUUUCCCCGCUAGCUUUGCACGAUCAUUGAGUUGAGGUGAAGUGCAAAUCGUUGUUCUAGUUUACAGUUGCUGAAGCGAUAUGGAGGCUCCUCCAGUCACUGUGAUGCCCGUUACCGGCGGCACCAUCAACAUGAUGGAGUACCUUUUACAAGGAAGUGUGUUGGACCAGGCCCUGGAAAGCCUUUUGCAUCGCCUGCGAGGCCUUUGCGACAACAUGGAACCUUCCACCUUCACUGACCACGAGUUGGUUUAUCUGCUGAAAGGCCAGCAAGGUAACCCUUUCAUCCUGCGUGCCCGUCGCUCGCUUUCCCAGCCUGCCGCCCCGUGGCACCUGCGCUACCUGGGGCAGCCGGAGGUGGGCGACAAGAGCCGCCACGCACUGGUGCGCAACUGCGUGGACGUGGCCGCCUCGCACAGUUUGCCCGAGUUCCUCAACGAGAUGGGCUUCCGCAUGGACCACGAGUUUGUGGCCAACGGGCACAUUUUCCGCAAAGGCGCCAUGAAAGUGGUGGUCAGCAAACUGUCGCGAAUCCUGGUCCCGGGGAACACGGACAACACGGAGCGGCUGUCGCUGUCUUACUUGGUAGAGCUGAGCGUUUUGGCGCCCGCCGGCCAGGACACCGUGUCGGAGGACAUGCGCAGUUUUGCGGAACAGCUCAAACCUCUAGUUCACCUGGAGAAAAUUGAUCCCAGCAAACAGAGACAUUGACGGACAGAUUGACAGUUUAUAGAUGAGAGGCCGUAGUUCCCACUAAGGCAGUGCUUCCCCAACCGUCUUUGAGUCAAGGCACCAAUUUGAAACCAUUCACAUCUCAUGGCCACCAAAGAAAAAUACUGAAAUAACGAUCAUCUUGACACUGCAUACUCGGUGUGAAAUAUGGGCCUGUUUAUUUGAAUACACUCACCGGAAGCCAUCGCUUGGCUGGACCCAAAUGUUUACAGUACCUUCUGCCAUCUAACGGGAUAACUUUUUUUUUUAUUGAUCUGCCCAAUCCUGAACUUUGCUGGCAUAAAGAAAUCAACAAAACCUUUUAUAAAUGGUUGGUGUCUUUGGUCA